UGACUCUGUACAACUGUUCUGUGGGGCGUUCUGACUGUAGCCAGUGUCACACGGCGGACCAGAAGUAUGGCUGUGUGUGGUGUGGAGGGGACCAGUCCACCUGUCUGUACGGAGACUCCUGCAGCGAGCCCCUCGAACAGACUUGCCCCGCCCCCGUCAUCCAUGCCAUUGAGCCCCUGUCUGGACUGGUGGAGGGGGGAACCCUGCUGACCAUCUCAGGGUCCAACCUGGGCCAGAAGGCUGAGGACAUCCUGCACUCUGUCACUGUGGCUGGGGUUUCCUGCUCUGUCAUCCCCCACCUCUACGAGGUCUCCUCCAGGAUUGUGUGUAAGACCAAAGCCAGUGGGGGAGAGAAGACAGGCCAAGUGUCAGUAGAAGUGAGCGGGGGAGAGUUUGGCCUCUCCAGCCAGAGGUUCAGCUACCAGGAUCCGUUUGUGAUGGAGGUGUCCCCACAGAGGGGUCCCAAGGCAGGGGGCACGUCCCUGACCAUCACUGGGAGGAACCUGCUCACGGGACGCCCCUCUGACAUCACUGUCACCGUGGGAGGAGUACAAUGUGUCAUUUUAUCAGAGGCCCAGGAUGACAGUGUGGUGUGUGUGACGGGCAGCAGCAACAGGACGGGUGAUCACCGCGUGACGCUUCACUAUGGCAACAGCCAGCGCCACCUUCACGAGUCAGCCUACAGCUUCACCCCCAACCCCAACAUCACCCAGGCCGCGCCCGCCAAGAGCUUCCUCAGCGGUGGCCGUCUGAUCUUCGUGUCGGGUCACAACCUGGAUGUGGUACAGCAACCUAACAUGUUGGUCACUGUUUUCCCCUGGGAGUCCAUCCCCCAGAGGAGAAGGAGGAGGAAUGGAGAAGAAAGGGAGCAUGAGACAGAGGACAAGGUGCUGUGGAGGCAUCGCAGGAUCGUACCGGAGCCCAACUGCCCUGGGGACCCAGUCUGCUCCAUCAUACAGUACAUGGAGCGUUGCGAGGUCAACUCGUCCAGUCUGAUUCUGUGCCGGAGCCCGGCAUUGGAGCCCCUGUGUGGGGCUCACAGGUGGACGUGGCCUUCCUCCUGGACAACCUGCGCUUCCCGUUUGGGUGAGAACUUGGACCUGGCCAUCUCUAAAAGAGAGGUGGUGGUGUUGGUGGGGGAGGGGGUCCACAUGGGCAACCUGAACUUCUCCCUGGGCAUGGUGCAGUCUUGA
This is a messenger RNA of Oncorhynchus masou masou (cherry salmon), 1193 nucleotides long. Its product is annotated as plexin-B1-like. The annotation marks the transcript as partial. The transcript has 8 exons. Gene Ontology annotation, molecular function: semaphorin receptor activity. Gene Ontology annotation, cellular component: plasma membrane; semaphorin receptor complex. Gene Ontology annotation, biological process: regulation of cell migration; semaphorin-plexin signaling pathway involved in axon guidance; axon extension. The record is from RefSeq and is a predicted model, not a curated record. Lineage: Eukaryota; Metazoa; Chordata; Actinopteri; Salmoniformes; Salmonidae.